AUGCCAAGUUCGGUGGCCCUGCGGGUCAGGCUGUCGAUUGCCAAUCCCGCUGUGGAGCGUCUUCUUGUCUGCAUUGGAACCCUAAACGAUGAGCAAGGCAGCGAGGCGCGGGGGGCUCUAGGCAGACUUGUUGCAAGGAAAAUACUAGAAACAUGUGCCCCUUCCCCGAGUGACGUACAGAACCCAGAUGAAAACCGCAUUCAAGCAAGAGAUGCGAAGGGAAGGACUCGCGAGCGGUACGCUUUCCGCCAAUACGGACCAUUUGCAAGGCAUACCUGCAGUCACAGUGGCUCUCGGUUCCGCAGGCCGUGUCGAAACGCGCAGACUUGGGAUUCUGAGAGGGUGUCGGAUUACAUGGGUGUGUGGUGUGACCGUCUGCUUCUAGGUGAGCACAACAACCCACGGCGAUGCGCGCUGCUCGAGCCGCGUGUUCCGGUCGUCAUGGUGGGUGAGUCACUAGAACGUGUUCUCUUGGCUCAUCGUGGCUUAAGAGGAAGCGAUAUUCUCUUCAUCUUUGGAAGUCCUUGUUUUCCAUUUGGCGCCACGCGCCUCAUUUCUUUCAGCGACGCACUGCUGGAUCCUCUCUGCAUAUCUUACCCGUCUCGGCAUCAACUUGUAGGGACUGUGUUACAUUGUCUGGAGUGUGAGUCUUCCAUACCUUCAGCACUCGUGGUGGGGCUCGGUAGCACGCAUGGUCUUCGGACUGCGUUUGAACCCGAGGAGAAAGUACUAAUUGAGUCUCGAAUCGUGCCCUUGCUGGGCUUUGUCAGCGCAUUGUGGACUGUUGAUCCGUUGAAGGCGUCGGAGUACCUCCAGAGUAACCCACAAAAUAACGCCCGCCUGUGGGGCACCAUGCAGUCAUCCAUGUUAUCCACGCGAGAUGCGGCUCUGCUUCGUGCAUUCGAGUCAGGCCAGCCGCUUGAUGCACGAUUGAGUCAGCAACAUACCGCAUACCUCGCGGAAACACUACUUGACCGCUUAUUCCCUCAAUCGGGGCAGUGA
Molecule: messenger RNA, 1002 nt
Organism: Trypanosoma brucei brucei TREU927
Lineage: Eukaryota; Euglenozoa; Kinetoplastea; Trypanosomatida; Trypanosomatidae
Exons: 1
Coding region: 1-1002 (333 amino acids)
Source: RefSeq, a predicted model, not a curated record